CUGUCCAUUCAGCUUAGACAGCCGGAAGUAGCCGGAGCAGGGAGAGAAGGCUAAUCGAUAUCUGUUAGUUUCCCGCGGAGCUCUGAGUAUCGGAGGGAAGGAGAGAUCGAAUCUGUGGAACUUCUGCGUCAACGGGAGCUCGCUGUGGGAUGUCAGGGGAGGACAGCGGACUCACCGGCGGAUAUAGACGUCACACAGCGGUCUAUAUUCUCCUGACCUAGGCUCACGGAUGUCCCUGACGCUGACCGCCAUGAGCGACAGCGCAGUGACCAGCGGCCAGCAGCAGUGGUCGGGGUCCGGGCCGCCGCCCCGGCCUUCCCGAGGCCCGUAUAUCUCCGCCAUCACCAACAGGACCACCAACCUGGGCAUCCGAGGGGCCAUGCUGUUCUCCGUGGGCGUCUUCCUCGCCCUGGUGCUCAACUUACUUCAGGUGCAGAGAAACGUCACCCUCUUCCCCCCCGACGUCAUCAGCAGUAUCUUCUCCUCGGCCUGGUGGGUGCCGCCCUGCUGUGGCACCGCCUCAGCGAUCAUCGGGCUGCUGUACCCGUGCAUCGACAGCCGCCUCGGCGAGCCGCACAAGUUCAAGCGGGAGUGGUCCAGUGUGAUGCGCUGCGUCGCUGUGUUUGUGGGAAUCAACCACGCCAGCGCUAAAGUGGACUUUGCCAACAACGUCCAGCUGUCUCUGACUCUGGCGGCGCUCUCCAUCGGCCUGUGGUGGACCUUCGACCGCUCCCGCAGCGGCUUCGGCCUCGGAGUCAGCAUCGCCCUGCUGGCGACGCUGGCCACCCAACUCCUGGUUUAUAACGGAGUGUUUCAGUAUACUUCUCCAGACUUCCUGUAUAUUCGCUCCUGGUUACCUUGCAUCUUCUUUGCGGGGGUGAUAACUAUGGGAAACAUAGGACGGCAGCUAGCCUUGUAUGAAUACAAAUUCAUUCAGGAGAAGACCCAUCAGGACUGAGGGACCUCUCGGCUCCACCUGGACGUCCUCUCAUAAUGACACGGCACCAACCUGAAGCCAGAGGCGGCGUGGACCAGGAGUGGCUGACCCCUCGCCGUUCAGGCAUGUCAAACAAACUCCUGGCUCCCUGAUUGGCUCGCCCCGGUGCUUCCCGCUGGAACAAAAAACAGUAUUUUUCCCGCCAGAGCUCGGCGUCUUAACCCCGAGCUGAGGAGAACAAUGACAGUUUGUUGUGUGUAUUUUAUCUCAUCUCACCUGGAAAGGGAUUAAAGCUUCUAUCGUUCUUCAGAUCAGCGUUGGCUCCGUUGUGCCAAACACUGUCACACAGCGGGGAUCGGUUCCUUAUCUGCUCACAUCCUUCACGUAUCAGCGGAGAACACACAGCCCAGCCAACUCCUAUCUCCACAGAUGUGUAAUUAGCUUAUAUCUACGGUUAAAUAGAAACAGGAAUGAUGAUGUUCGGUAUCGUCGGAUCCAAACAAUGAAAGCAGAGUGAUUUCUUACUGACUUUGGUUGGAAGCGAACUGCAUUUGGACUCAGUUUCAUCCAUAUACGAGUACUGACGUAAGUUUUAAAGAGACAGUUCACCCCGAAAUCUAAAACACACAGCUUGUUUUAGUUAGAAAUAUAUACAGCAUGUUAGUUUGAAUCCAACUAAAAGCUCCCUGCACCAAACUCCCUUUAAGAAAUAUCACAUUCUAACAAUUCCUAACGUGUUCGUAACAACACGUAACUCUAGAAACACGAGCUGAAGGCCGUCAUAUGUCCACAGUCUGUCAAUACGGCUCAGAUUUGGGGUGAACUGUCCUUUUUUAAAUAAGUAAUUAAUACUUCAGGGAGAAACAUUUGUUUGGAUUUAUAUCUGGAGCCGUCUCAGUUUCCUGGUCAACGAUCAGCAAGAAUGCCAAAACGUUCCCCCACUUAACUCUUCAUACCUGAUUCAAACUCGUCUUUAAUGAACCUGAAGCUGCUGAAAACCUAAAAUAUAUGACUGUAGAUGAAGGAUACAGGGUUGCCACAGGUCUGCAAGGAAGAUUUAACCUUGAUUCAUUCAUUCAUUCAUUCACCACAUCAGUCUCUCUCUGCAGUCUACAGGUUGAUGUCAUUGGCUCCAAUACGCAGCUGGUCGCCUCCUUUAGCUCCAAUUAUUGAGGUUACUUGUGUUUUUAAGCACAUUUCUAAGAUUAAAAACCUCCAACUGUUAACAGCGAUGUUGUUAAUCACAAUAAAGUGAGAAAAAACUAUUAUUUUAAAGGUUUUGUGCAUAAUUUGCAUAAUUUAAUGCAAAUAAUGCAAACAGGUCUCUACAGUGUUUUAACCUGAUGAUAAAAAGGAAUAAUUUCUAUUAUUAUUCUCAUAUUCUCGGGUCUUAAAUUUCUACCGCCGUCUAAUUAAAGCUCCGUUUACACAACAACAACAUUUUAUUGUCUGUUUUUGGGUCUUAAAACCUUCUGAAACCGGGUUCCUGAGUGCGGUCGGUUGGAAACGCUUCCCAAUGGUGACACAUCAAAAUUAUAUAUAUAUUUUUUUAUUUGAAAUUAACAAAAAAACAGUUCAAAAACAGAUUUUUCCUGUUUGUUUAGUUAAUUUGAUGAAAUAUUGUUCAGAAGGUUUGUUUCUAAAGUCUAGUUUUCUUUCCUUGUCGUGUAAACGGGGCAGAAAGUCUUUGUAGCACCGCACUGGUUGGACUGGUAUCUGUGGACAUCUACCUUUUAAUUAUUGGCCCUUAAUUAUUAAGAUAAGUAUUCCUGUGGCAACCCUGCGGGUAGGAACGUUUCGGUGACGCACACGUUGAGUUUCACCGGCUCGUAAAGGAAACACGACUUAAGGAUCUCGUUGGAUCUUCAGCAGUUUGUUCUGGUAAUAAUUCACCACAGGAGUCGUUUCUCAGUUUCACCGUUAGCUCGACCACGAAGCGUCCAGCAGUGUUAAAGUCUGUUCAGAUCCUCUCUGUGUGCCGCCGGCAUGUCAGCGGAUCCUGGUAGAAACCGCCGGUGGAGCCGUCGUAUCAGAGUCCCAGAGUUGGAGACAAACUAUAAAAACAGUGUUUUUGUAAUCCAGGAUAGACGAAACCUUUUUGAUGCAUAUUUCGGGGGCUAGCGUGUUUUUCUAUACGAGCAGCGUAGCGACUGUUUGUGUCGAGGUUUAAACGGGAGAUUUAUGGAUCCACUCACUGCAGCAAACCUCUGAAAACCUCAACAUGUGCAAUUUGUUCUGGUGGAAUAAAGAUUAUGGCCUUUUGGUAA
Dicentrarchus labrax (European seabass) is the source of this 3204-nucleotide messenger RNA. RefSeq names its product insulin induced gene 2 (gene insig2). The record is from RefSeq and is a predicted model, not a curated record. Bases 230 to 958 code for a protein of 242 amino acids. Lineage: Eukaryota; Metazoa; Chordata; Actinopteri; Moronidae. The transcript has 7 exons. Gene Ontology annotation, biological process: cholesterol biosynthetic process; SREBP signaling pathway; cellular response to insulin stimulus. Gene Ontology annotation, cellular component: endoplasmic reticulum; SREBP-SCAP-Insig complex.